AUGGCGAAGCAGUCGUGCUGCCACAAGAAGAAGCUGAGGAGAGGGCUCUGGUCCCCCGAGGAGGACGAGAAGCUCAUGAACCACAUUGCCCAGUACGGCCACGGCUGCUGGAGCUCCGUGCCCAAGCUUGCAGGCCUCGACAGGUGUGGCAAGAGCUGCAGGCUGAGGUGGAUAAACUACCUGAGGCCAGACCUCAAGAGGGGAACAUUCUCACAAGAGGAGGAGGACCUCAUCAUACACCUCCACUCCUUGCUGGGAAACAAGUGGUCUCAGAUUGCGGCGCAGCUGCCUGGCCGGACGGACAACGAGGUCAAGAACUUCUGGAACUCGUACAUCAAGAAGAGGCUCAGGGAGCGCGGCAUCGACCCCGCUACCCACCAACCGCUCACCGAGCCUGCCGCGUCGGCGGCGACUGCCACCACCACCGUCAGCCGCGGCGCGGUGUUCGGGGACGUCGAUCUCAUCCCGACUACUACACCAAUCCAGGCGGCGCCGUUCGAGGGGCCAUCAAUGCUGGACGGCGUGACGAAGCUCCCGGUGGAGUUGGACUGGCCCAUCGCCGGCGACGGGGUGCCGUCUUCGUCGCUGUCAAGGCCGUGCUACUUUCAGGGGGCCUGCUUCGACAUGGACGCGCUGCAGCAGCAGCACUGCGGCUCCAUCCCGCCGGCGCCGGUCGUCCCGUCGGCCUCCAGUUCCAGCGCGCUGACCUCAAUGGCAGAGGCCGAACACUGCAACACCAACAUCACCGGCGGCAGCCUCCCAUGGAUGGAGCUCGGGGCAAGCGCGGUGGCUGAUGCCGGCCACGUCGACAGCUGCUACGCCGGCGCGCUGGACGAGCUCAGGUGGUCGGAGUACUUCGACAGUGCCUUCCAGGCCGCCGCGAGUCAGCAAGGCGCCCUGCAGGCGGCGGGGCAGUGUGUCUACGGCGGCAAGGAUGACGUCCCGGUGCACUUCGACGUCCACGGGCUAAGCAACUGGUGCUAA
Messenger RNA from Miscanthus lutarioriparius, 984 nucleotides. The record is from the annotation of a GenBank genome assembly. NCBI's taxonomy places the organism in Eukaryota, Viridiplantae, Streptophyta, Magnoliopsida, Poales, Poaceae.